GCCUCGGGGCCCGCCUGGGGGCCGCCGCCGGGCCAGUACUCGGCGGGCGCCGUGGCGGGGCUGGCGGCAGUGGUGGGCUUCCUCAUCGUUUUCACCGUGGUGGGCAACGUGCUGGUGGUGAUCGCCGUGCUGACCAGCCGGGCGCUGCGUGCGCCGCAGAACCUCUUCCUGGUGUCGCUGGCCUCUGCCGACAUCCUGGUGGCCACUCUGGUCAUGCCCUUCUCGUUGGCCAACGAGCUCAUGGCCUACUGGUACUUCGGGCAGGUGUGGUGCGGCGUGUACCUGGCCCUCGACGUGCUCUUCUGCACCUCGUCCAUCGUGCACCUGUGCGCCAUCAGCCUGGACCGCUACUGGUCCGUGACGCAGGCCGUCGAGUACAACCUGAAGCGCACGCCGCGGCGCGUCAAGGCCACCAUCGUGGCAGUGUGGCUCAUCUCGGCCGUCAUCUCCUUCCCGCCGCUCGUGUCGCUCUACCGCCGGCCCGACGGCGCCGCCUACCCGCAGUGCGGCCUCAACGACGAGACCUGGUACAUCCUGUCCUCCUGCAUCGGCUCCUUCUUCGCGCCCUGCCUCAUCAUGGUCCUGGUCUACGCGCGAAUCUACCGCGUGGCCAAGCUGCGCACCCGCACGCUCAGCGACAAGCUCCCUCCCGGGGGCCGCGACGGCUCGGCAAAGCCUGAGGCGCUUCCUGUGGUGGCUUGA
Molecule: messenger RNA, 702 nt
Organism: Galeopterus variegatus (Sunda flying lemur)
Lineage: Eukaryota; Metazoa; Chordata; Mammalia; Dermoptera; Cynocephalidae
Gene: ADRA2C
Product: adrenoceptor alpha 2C
Exons: 2
Coding region: 214-702 (162 amino acids)
Biological process (GO): adenylate cyclase-activating adrenergic receptor signaling pathway
Cellular component (GO): membrane
Molecular function (GO): adrenergic receptor activity
Source: RefSeq, a predicted model, not a curated record